Messenger RNA from Cetraspora pellucida, 1308 nucleotides. The record is from the annotation of a GenBank genome assembly. Lineage: Eukaryota; Fungi; Glomeromycota; Glomeromycetes; Diversisporales; Gigasporaceae.
AUGAAUUCAAAAGAUUUUCGAAACGAACGACUUGAAGCUGCAAUUCGCGAAGAGAACAUUACUACAAUUGAUUUUAGUGAAUUUUCAUAUAUAGAAACUAUAAGUGAAGGAAGUUUUGGUUUUGUAGUAAAAUCAAAAUGGAAGGAUUCGACGAUUGUUCUCAAAAGUCUAAAAGUGAAUGAAAUACUUAAUGCAAAUGCUACACGGAUGUUUCUUAGAGAGAAUUUACGAAAUACUCAACAAAAUGGUCAUGUUAAUGUACCAGAUUCUCCAACACGACGUGAACGUCCAGUCAGCAUAAGUGGAGAUGCUGUUGAAAAUGUUUCAAGUUCUUCCGUUCCCAGCAACAACAAUAAUAAUAAUCAACUCAUUCCGUUAUCACCAAUUUCAUCAAAGUCUUCAAAUCCUCGUAAAUUAGACAAUGAUGAUCAGAUCAAAAUUAAUAGGAAUAGUAUACAACUUAUGAAUAUUAAUUUAUCUCAUCUAAGUCAAUGCUUAGAUGAUAGCUUGGCUACUUUAAAUACCUUUGAAUCAAGUGGUUUAGCUUAUAGAAGUUUGAAAAGAUAUAAAGAUGCACUUGAUGAUAUUAAUAAAGCAAUAGAACUUGAUUCUGACUCUGCUAAAGCAUUAGAAAAUGAUUCAAAUAAUGUGGUUAUAUUAGAAUCUUUUGGAUUGGCCUAUCGUAAAUUACAUAGAUAUGAAGAAGCUCUUAUUUAUCUAAAUAAAACAAUAGAACUUAAACCUAAUGAUGCUGUUUCUUAUAUUUUAUAUGAUAUGAAUAGGUAUGAAGAAGCUAUUUUAGAUUUUAAUAAAUCCUUAGAAAUAAAUGAAAAUGAUACUAUUACUUUAGAAUCUCGUGCAUUAGCAUAUCGUACUCUGGGUAGAUUUGAUGAUGCACUCUCUGAUUUGAAUAAGGCAUUAAAAAUUAAGCCAAAUAAUUCAAUACUAUUAAAUUAUAAUAAAUCUUUAGAAAUAGAACCAAACAAUCCCAAUACUUUGAGUAAUCGUGGAUUAACUUUCCGUAGUUUAAAUAAACUUGAUGAGGCUCUCGCAGAUUAUAAUAAAUCUUUAGAAAUGAGGCCAAAUGUAGCUGUCACAUGGAACAAUCGUGGUUUGGUCUAUUUUUCAAUGUAUAAAUAUGAAGAAGCUCUUUCUGAUAUUAACAGAUCUUUAGAACUUGAACCAAAUAAUAUUGUAUCAUUGGAAACUCGAGGGACAAUUUAUAUGAUGCUGUAUAAAUAUGAUGAGGCUAUGAAAGAUUAUAACAAAAUAAUAGAACUAGGUGGUAAUGCUCCAUUGUUACAAUAA